This is a messenger RNA of Camelina sativa (false flax), 1626 nucleotides long. Its product is annotated as sugar transporter ERD6-like 5. Gene Ontology annotation, molecular function: sugar transmembrane transporter activity. The record is from RefSeq and is a predicted model, not a curated record. Gene Ontology annotation, biological process: carbohydrate transport; transmembrane transport. Gene Ontology annotation, cellular component: membrane. Lineage: Eukaryota; Viridiplantae; Streptophyta; Magnoliopsida; Brassicales; Brassicaceae.
UAGUUCGUAAGAUGCUCUCCAACAACUCUACUUUGUCAUUACUCAAGUCUUUCACUAGGAAAGAAAAAACCCACAAAAAGGAAAGAGAAAAUGAGAGGAGAAAUCGAUGAAGCUGAUCUUGCUCCUGAAACUUCACUUAUUAAAAAAGAGAAUCAAGAACCAUCGGCCACAACAACAACUACUCUCUUGUUCACCACUUUGGUCGCUGUGUCUGGUUCAUUCGUUUUUGGCUCAGCUAUAGGAUACUCAUCACCCGUUCAGUCCGAUUUAACCAAAGACUUGAAUCUCUCUGUGGCAGAGUACUCAAUCUUCGGUUCGAUUCUAACAAUUGGGGCAAUGAUCGGCGCAGCUAUGAGUGGACGAAUAGCCGAUUUGAUCGGCAGACGAGCAACUAUGGGUUUCUCGGAAAUGUUUUGCAUUCUUGGCUGGCUAGCGAUCUACCUUUCUAAGGUUGCAGUUUGGCUUGACGUUGGGAGGUUUUUGGUUGGUUAUGGAAUGGGCGUUCUUUCGUUUGUGAUUCCUGUAUACAUAGCUGAAAUAACUCCUAAGGAGCUUCGAGGUGGGUUUACAACCGUUCAUCAGUUAAUGAUAUGUUUGGGUGUCUCUGUGACAUAUCUCUUGGGCUCUUUUAUUGGUUGGCGAAUUUUAGCUUUGAUCGGAAUUAUACCAUGUGUUGUACAAAUGAUAGGACUGUUCAUCGUCCCAGAAUCUCCUAGAUGGUUGGCAAAAGUUGGCAGAUGGGAAGAAUUUGAGAUUGCAUUGCAAAGAUUACGAGGUGAAUCUGCAGAUACUUCAUAUGAGUCUAGUGAGAUCAAAGAUUAUACGAAAAGACUUACGGAUUUAUCAGAAGGUAGUCUAGUAGAUCUGUUCCAGCCACGAUAUGCCAAAUCUCUAUUUGUGGGAGUUGGUCUGAUGGUAUUGCAACAAUUUGGAGGGGUUAAUGGAAUUGCCUUUUACGCUAGCUCUAUUUUUGAAUCUGCUGGGUUUUCAUCCAAAAUUGGAAUGAUUGCAAUGGUUGUCGUACAAAUUCCAAUGACAACUAUAGGUGUCUUGUUGAUGGAUAAAUCAGGAAGGCGACCACUACUUCUAAUUUCUGCUACCGGAACAUGCAUCGGGUGUUUCCUCAUCGGCUUAUCAUUUUCAUUACAGGUUGUAAGCCUAUUCAGUGGAGAAACUUCAUAUAUAGCACUCACAGGAGUUUUGAUGUACACCGGAUCAUUCUCGCUAGGGAUGGGUGGGAUCCCUUGGGUUAUUAUGUCAGAGAUAUUUCCAAUAGAUAUAAAAGGACCAGCUGGAAGCCUAGUGACUGUUGUUAGCUGGAUUGGAUCAUGGAUUAUAUCCUUUACAUUUAACUUCCUAAUGAAUUGGAGUCCAACAGGAACUUUUUAUGUUUUUGCUACAGUUUGUGGAGUUACAGUUAUUUUUGUAGCAAAGCUCGUACCAGAAACCAAAGGUCGAACACUCGAAGAAAUUCAAUAUUCCAUUGGUUAUGUGCAACUCUAAUGUCUAGAUAGUUAAUUACGAGGACAUCUAUCCCUAACGAACAACAUUUGAAUAUAAGAUUUUACAGUUUUAUGUACAACUGCGUCAUGAGUUUGCUAUAUAUUACAUGAAAGAUGGGGAAUU